This is a messenger RNA of Planococcus citri (citrus mealybug), 3184 nucleotides long. RefSeq lists its product as uncharacterized. The coding region runs from base 398 to 3055 and encodes 885 amino acids. Gene Ontology annotation, cellular component: plasma membrane. The transcript is spliced from 19 exons. NCBI's taxonomy places the organism in Eukaryota, Metazoa, Arthropoda, Insecta, Hemiptera, Pseudococcidae. The record is from RefSeq and is a predicted model, not a curated record.
UGUAUUAUACUUAGGCUUUUUGCUUUGUACUGCGUUAACCGAACCACGUGCAUUUCCUCGUUUUCGCCGGGUUUACGUGAAUAUUGCGCGGCCGGUGUGUGCUUUUUUUUGCUAAUUGCGGUGAAGUUUUAUAUUAUUCGUCUGUGAUUCGGGUUCUUAUUAAAAAGUACAAUAAAACGAAGAAGCAGCUUCAUACUGAAAUAAACAAAUGUUUGGCUGAUAUGAGAGACUAGUUACCGGGGCAGAGAACACGGUAAUCAGUAUACACGCAUCACUGACACAUUUUUAUUCGAAACAAUCGCUUCAUCAUGCCGCUGGAACCACGAUUACCCAUCGGUGAUUUCAUAUCACCAAUUAUCUAACGCUUCAUCUUCCCUCCUCUUCCCUCUUCACAUAAAUGAUAAUUCAACAUAACCUCACUAGGCAAAAAAUGUACUCCAAUGUAUUGAUUCUGUGUUCUCUCGGAACGUUAAUUUUCAUACCGAUAUCAGCAACAAUGCUUGGGCAAUUGAACUGGUCACCUAUCUACGUUGGAGGAAAUAAUCAAGUCGACAUGUGGACGAAAGAAUCAAAAGGAUGCGAGUGUCAGUUCAAUCCCUCUAGAAAGGAUUGCGCUUGCUGUGUGAAGCCUGGAGGAUGUCAAUGCGGAAGUUCGGCUCCGAAUAAGUGCGCUCAAUGCGGCCUACAGCAAUACUGCAACAAUAUGUGUAACGUAACGAUAAGUCAGCAAAGUAUAUUUUCCGAAUCGAGAAGUACUGUUGGUCAAAUUAAAUCACCUUCUCUACAAGGACCCGCAUUGUGUUGGUAUUUAUUGCAACCAGAUCCGGGCCAUCGAUUAGAGUUGCAGAUAUAUCGUCUGGUUAAUGUGGGACGAUUCAACGGAACCGGGUGUCAGUCCGGCUACGUUCAUUUGGUCGACGAAGUAGAUAUAAAAUCUGGAUCAAUAGGCGUGCAAAUAUGCGGCGAAAAUGAACGAUUCGCGCCACCGGUUGUAUUAUUCGCCGAUAAAGGAACAGCUACGUUAACAUUCAGAAUUGAAGAAGCCACUGCCAGGUCACAGUUUCUCGCUCAUUAUAGUUUCACACCCUAUAACAAUACUCAAGGUGUUGGAUUUCGACCAGUCGGUGGCAAACGUAUUGAAAAUACUGCAGGAUGUGACUGGCUGUAUCAAGAUUUUUCCUGCAUCAAAGAAGCUACCGGCUGCGUCCUAGCCAGUCCAGGAUUUCCAGGAUUAUACCCAUCGCAUAUUACCUGUCGUUACCACAUCACCAUGAGUUCUCUGAGAACAAAAGUGAAAAUCGUAUUUACCACGUUAUCCUUACCACAUAAUAACUGUGCUACAGAUUACAUCAAUGUUUAUCAAGGUCCAACCUCAAGCAGUACCCUUCUGGCCACAUUGUGCUCGAAUAAAAAACAAGAUUUGGUUUUCUCAGGGCCUAAUUUAUUGAUUGAAUUCAAGUCAGGAGCAACCAUCCCUCCGUAUGAUUAUAACGGAUUUGUAGCAAAAUUGGAAUUUGUUGGCGCGAUUACCACAACUGAAAUGACACCUGUUACUUCUACAGCGACUCUAAAAAAUCCAAAUAGGAUUCCUAGCUCCUCGGAGAAAUCUAGUAAGCGCUCUCAAGAAGAAGUCACCGUUCGACAAGUAGAACGAGAGCAUACCCAUCAACCUUCGGUAUCGGGUGAAAAACCGUGCCAAAAUUUUUUCUAUGGAAAUAUAACUCGAUCCGGUCAUUUUGAUACAAGAACCCUACCAUGGAGUACCAAUUGCAUCCUUAUAUUUAUCGGACAACCAACGGAUUUAAUACACAUAUCCCUCUUCAACUAUCAAAUAAACGCUUCUUCGUGUCAUUCUUAUAUCGAAAUAAUCGACGGAGACAUUCGAUCCAGCGCGUUCAAAUUGUUGAAAAAAUUAUGCAGCCCUUUAAUAAAGCAUGCGCGUAAUUCCGAAGGAAGGUUUCACGAACAACAAACUUUCCUAUCUACGGGUAACUAUUUAAGUAUUCAUUUUAAGAGGCAUAAGCCGAUACCGCAGCCUGAAAUGGAAUACAUCGAUGGUGCUUUUAGUUUUCUAGAUGGGUACGCUGAAGGUACUUUGCAGCCUAAUACUCUAUGUGAUGUUACGUAUUUUGGAUUAACUAGUUCAUCGAUGGGUAGAAUACAUAAUCAUGGGUCUCAGCAUUUAUUUUGGAAUGUAGAAGGACCCUUGAGAUGUUCGCAGAAAUUUGUACCGACGGCGAAUCAAAGUGUUAUUUUAAAAAUAAUGUCCUUACAAAGGCUCUCGUCUGAACUUUGUUACACAAAAUGUGGAGAUAGUGGCUGUCAAUGCGUUAAUACGCAAAACAAACGUGAAUUUGAGUACGUCGGUGAUUACGACCAUUUGCUCAUAUUAAACGAAUAUAAUGUACCCUUAUCAUGCAUUUGUGGUUCGUAUAAAGAAGAAUGGUUACCUAUAAUUAUUCGUAGUUGGUCUCCAAUUACGGUUAUUUAUUCAGUUGCUAAAUACAAUUGGGCUGAAAAAGGAUUCUCUUUUGAGGCUGAAUAUAGAUUCAUUUACGAUAGUGCCUGCGGGUAUCGACUGAUUAAUCAUCAUUCUGGUGCGAUUUCACCCGUUCAUAUGGAACAAAAUACUGUAUUAAAUUAUUAUUAUAAUCAAGUAUGUACGUGGAUUCUGAAUUCCAACAUUGAAAGAGAAUUAUUCGUAGAAAUCGCCAGCUUACAGGAUCGUCCUUGUUCGGCUUGGAACAUAACUAUUUACGAGUAUGUUGAAGAAUCCAAAGACCAUACAGGACGAUUAUUAGAACGAUUUUGUCCCAGAGACAGUGGCAAAGUUUACCAGUUACCUUGGAAAUUAAAUAUAGUAGCGAUUAAAUUAUCUGCUAUGACUAGAACAUUACCGCAAUUCCAAAUAAAAUGGAGAUCUCAAGUAGUGCGAACGAAUACUAGAUUAUCUUCUCCUGAAGUCUCCGCCAAUUCGGGUUCCUAUAAAAUUUUUCAUAUCUUUUUAAACGUUAGUCAUGUUAUGUUUUAUUUUUUCAUUUUGGCGUGUAAAUAGACCUCGUUGUUAUAUUUUUUAUUAAUUUUUAUUUUUGUAAAUAAGUUGACAAUCUAGUCGUAUAAAAAUGUUGAAUGUUUUUUAUGUUUAUAUAAUUCGUUCAUUCGAUUAAACGUUCGGUAUUUUUAA